Messenger RNA from Microcebus murinus (gray mouse lemur), 2782 nucleotides. It is a transcript of the gene TIMD4, whose product is annotated as T cell immunoglobulin and mucin domain containing 4. Gene Ontology annotation, biological process: cytoskeletal rearrangement involved in phagocytosis, engulfment; apoptotic cell clearance. NCBI's taxonomy places the organism in Eukaryota, Metazoa, Chordata, Mammalia, Primates, Cheirogaleidae. The record is from RefSeq and is a predicted model, not a curated record. Gene Ontology annotation, molecular function: phosphatidylserine binding.
CGUGCACUGGUGACUUUAUCGAAGGGGGCUUGAGAGGUAUUGCUGCAGGCACCCAAAUAUCAAUGUCUGUAAAUAUUUUACUGAGGUCAUUCAGUUUAUUCAGAGAUUAAAUCUGCCAGGUCUGGGAGUAGCAUAGGGAAAGGAUCCCACAGUUCCUUGGGCAUUCAGUAGAAAGAUUUUCUCUGAAUCCUUCUAUUUUCACCCUUGCCCCUUGUCUGUCUGGCUUCUCUGAGGCCAGAACCUCAUCUGAUAUUGGUAUUUUCACUGAUACCUUCAGUGUGAGCAAUGUUGAAUGUUUGAGCCUCGUUUGGCUGGUUAUAAUCAAAUGAGGAUUAAAAGAAAAUCUAGAACCUCUGUGCAUCCUCAGAUUUCCUAUCUGGUGCUAGGUAGGAACCAAUCACAGGUAGGCUUGGUCUUAUGGUGGUAUUACCCUAAGGGUCACAGGUCAAAGGAACAUGGGCGAUUAAGCAUGGACUUUGGAAUCGGAAAAUCUUGGGCUUGGGUCUGUUUCUACAGCUUUUUAGCUGUGGGUAUUAAGUAAUGUAUUUAACGUCCUUAAGCUUCAGUUUCCUUUUCUGUUAAGUAGAAAAAAACAAUAUCUAUCUCUUAGGGGUGUGAGAAUUAAUACAUCUAUAUCGCUUAGCAGAGAGUCUAGAAUAUAAUUAAGCAUUCAGUAAAUAAUGGUGAUGUUAUAAUCCUGUUUUAAAAACACAUCUGGUUGGUGAGCAUUAACUUGAUUCCUCUUCUAACUUGUCCUGUGGUGUUUGAUGUAUCAUCGAAUCUACGAAAUCCAAAAGGACCAUGUAUACCUUAGCGUACAGGGCCUGCAAUCUGGUUUGUAAAUUACCUUUUGUGCUCUUCCCUUUCCAGUGGCUUCACUAACAAGUGGUGGAGUUGGGCCUAGACCUUGGGUCUGUUUGUUGCCUAAGCCCGUCUUGUAACCACCACAGUGAGCUUCCUCUCCCUAACCUCCUUUUUCCUUUCCCAACAAACUCCAAAGGUAUUUUGGCUUAUGUGAUCAAUGACUGCAGCUCUGCUUUUCUUUCUCCAUUCUUAGGGCAGGGGGACCUGGACUCGGACCCAGAGCGGGGUGGAGCCAGGUCCAGCCUACCUUUCCUUUGGCCCCCCACGAGGAAUCCACGUGUAAACAAUUGCCAGUGGGUAGAGUUGAUUGCAUUUUAUCAUUCUGCAGAGCAGUCAGGUUGACCGAGGCUCGCGCCCAGAUUAUACACGCGCAUGCGCUUGUGCACCUGUAGAAAAGCCCACUACCUGCACGGACGGAGACACAUGUACGUCGCCCACGUUGUCACUCCCCCCACACUCUGGUCUCCAGGAGCAAAGUGCUCAGCACAUUUUGCCUCACACCGCCGAUUGAGGGAGGCCAUUCAGGACAGGGGAAAGGGAAGAUAAUGAGGCAAAAAGGGAAAUGAAACUAAAGGGGGCCACCGUGUCAGCAUUAACUGGGGUAUAAGAAAUGGGCUUUGGACAGACAGACAGACUCCUGGGGCCCGUUAACCGUGAAAAUGUCCAAAGGACUUCUCCUUCUCUGGCUCCUGAUUGAGUGUGGGCGGCUUUAUCUGACACCAGCCGCAUCUGAGAUUGUUGUGACAUCGUAUGUGGGUCAGCCCGUGACUUUGCCCUGCUCGUACUCGUCCUGGUCUCAGAGCAGUAACAGCAUGUGCUGGGGCAAAGGCCAGUGUCCCAACUCCAAAUGCAACGAGGAGCUUAUCAACACUGAUGGGACGAAGGUGAUCUCCAGGAAGUCAGCAAGAUACAGUCUUCGGGGGAGUGUCUGGAGAGGCGAAGUCUCCCUGACCAUCUCAAACCCCAGUGAAGGUGACAGCGGUGUGUACUGCUGCCGCAUCGAGGUGCCCGGCUGGUUCAACGAUGUAAAGAGGAACAUUCGCCUGCAGCUGGAGAGAGCCACAACAACCACACGUAGAACGACAACGACAACGACCACAACAACACUUCCAACGACAACCGCACGCCCGACCACCACCUCACAGGUGACGACAACCACGGCUGUGCUUUCCACGACAGUCACGACCACACCCGAGCUCACCACCACGGCGCCAUUUCAGACGAGCACCCCCGCUGCCCUCACGACAGCAGCGGGCACCUGCCCCCUGACCACCCUGAGCUCCCUGCCAGCGGCGGCCACAGAAGGGCCCUUCCUUACCGCAGAAUCAGAAACCAUCCUUCCCACCAGGAACUCUUCGAGAAGCACGGAGUCUACUGCAGACGCUGCCCUGCCCACGUCCAAAGAGUCUGAGGCUUCAACGUCCCAGGACGCCCAGGUGUGGGAAAUGAGGGAUUCCGGAACGACCCCUCCGCCUAGAGAAUCUGAGAUGACAACUGCGCAAAACGAAACACGGGUACGAGAAUCUGUGAUGGGAACGCCCAACUUCAACAACCUGAUGAUAAUCAUCGCGUCCUCCUUGGGGUUUGUGCUGUUGGCGCUGCUCCUGACCUUUCUCCUGAGAGGGAAAGUCAUGGAAACCAAUUGUUCGCAGAAACACACAAGGCUAGACGGUGCUGGGGAGUAUAAAAAUGUCCUCAAUGACAUGCAGCACGGACCGGAAGAUGAAGAUGGCCUUUUUACACUCUAAUGUGCUACUUCUUAGCAUGACAGGACGAGGGCAUGACACUUGAAGUGUCAAAGUCAGUCUUAAUAUGUUUUGGGUUUUUUUUUUUAAUAUAUAAAAGCCCUACCUGUUCCACAGAUGUUAUUGAUCUAGUCUUGCUUUUGUUUUGCAAAUGAAAGGUACUUUAGAGACCA